UUUUAAAAAAAAAAACCCCGGCUACGUGUGGACUAGGCCUCAGAAAUCUCAUCCCGAACAUGAUUUCUGUCUGAUUCUAUCAGAAGCGAGUGUAAAAAAAAAAAAAAGGCUAAAUAAAUAAACAGUUGCAGGGCGUUCUUAGUGAAUUUGGGCCUGAAUUUGUAGUUUUAAUAUGAUGCAGCUGAAUUUUGGUGAGAGUGAUGGGACUUGAAUGUAUUUAAUCAAAUACCAGUAUGCUCUGGUUAACCAGGGGCCUCAUUCAUAAAACUUUACAUAGAAUCCUUACCAAACCUCAAACUCAUCUAAAUAUCACCUAUGCAAAUUAAUUUUGUGACCUGUAAAACGCUGCUUGUGCUCGUCUCCACGCAGUUUCAGCUUAAGAACUCACACCUGUCCCAGAAAUGUGCUGAGGUGUUUUUGGAUCACGUGCCGCUUCCUACACACCCACUUUCUACCACAAACGGACAAUGCAAACUGUUAUGAUUAUUGUGCUUGUAAAUAAACGUGUUUACGGUGGCAUUUCACGAGUAACCAUGACAACCAAGAUAGAAAUCCACUCUUUGGGGUGUGACGGGAAAAAAAUGUAUUAUUGCCUCUGAGCAGCACCGCGCUGCUGCGGCGGUGGGCUGUGGAGCCACAGAAUGAUCAUGGCUGACGUUAAAAGUAAAUAAAUUAAAGAAGUGGUCAUAUGGAGUCUAAGAUGGCUAAAGUAAUUUAUACUAUCAAUAAAAGCGGCACAAUGGUGCGCAGGGAUUGCUGAGAUAUUCCAGAUAAGGGGGACAUUUAAUUACACCCAAAAGGGCUUUAGACAGGAGAUAUUGUUCGUAUCAAACAAAUAUCAACCCACCUGUCGGCUAAUUCCUGGUUUAAGGAAAACCCAACAGCGCUGCAGAGUUUUAGUUUAUAAUUUGAUUGACAACAGAUACGCUGUCAUGCGCCACACAAUUCAUGUGCCAAUAAGUAUUUUGAAGACGUGCAUAUGAACUUCACAUCUUUAAAAUAAUAUAGUCUUAUUUACCCAUAUAAUUUUUAUUCUCAGUUCAGGGAUGGGGGUGUGAUUGCUGGUUUAUGUGUGUGGACGAACGCAAGGGUCUACAAGUUAGAAAAUGUGUCCUAAAGUAAACAAAUUAACUUAUCAUUGGCCGUACCUUUUUCUUUUUCUGGUGCUUUUUAUUAACAGUCAGUAAAUGAGAACUAACUGCGAGCCUUUAUAUUAGCUACCGGCAGAGUAAUAAUAAUAAUACAUUUUAUUUAACAGCGCCUUUCAGGACACCCAAGGACACGUUACAACAAUGGGGGAAAAAUAAAACAAGAUAAACACCGUACAGAAAUAUGUCAAAACACUAAGAUGCUAAAAUUCACAAACUACGUGUUUAAAACUAUGUGGUAAAAGCUUGUUUGAAGAGGUGGGUUUUGAGUUUUGAUUAAAAAAGUGGGAGAGUGAGUGAUGCGUAGAUCGGGGGAAGACAAUUCCAGAGGUGGGUAGGGAUGGGUACCUUUGACAUUUGAAUCGAUCCGGUACUAAUUCCCGGUACCUACGAAUCGAUACCGGUACUUAACGGUACCAAUUUUCGAUACUUUUGAGUGGUUAAUAUUUUAAUUCUCUUUUAUAAUUAGAUACAUAUUUUUCUCAAUAUAUAACAAUAUUUGAUAAAUAUCACGAUAAAUAACAUACAACUGUUUGUAUUUUAACAUCGUCCUUGUAGUUUUAUAAGCUGAUAAUUAAACUGAAGCAAACAUCUUUACUGUGAACUAAAUUUACUGUGUAUCUUCAUUUCUUUUGCCGUCCUUUUUCUUUUGAUUUUUCCUACUGGGAAGUUAGAAUUUCCGAGGAGAAAGCGAACGCACCAUUAGCUGAUAACAGUGGUGGCAAUGGAAGCUAACAUAUCAAGCUAACUUUAUCUUUAACAGUUUAUUUAACUGCUGGAGCAGAUUUAAACGAUGAUGCCUCACACUUAGAUCGUUGUCACUGGUUUCAUCUUCACCCAAUCACCUGUCGCAUUUAGUGAAGUGAAGCCAAACUUUAGAGCGCGUUCAUGUUCUUCUAGUCGGAAUUUCGGAGUUCCGAGGAGAAAGCGAACGCACCAUUAGUGAAACGGAAGCUAACAUAUCAAGCUAACCUUAUCUUAAACAUUUUAUUCACCUACCGGAGCAGAUUAAGAUGAGGAUGUCUCACUUAGAUCGUUGUCGCUGGUUUCAUCAUCACCCAGUUACCCAUCACAUUUAGUGAAGUGGACCCAAGCUUUAGCGUGCGUUCUUUCUACCAUGCUGCUCUGUUUACAACUGGCUCGCAGCGACCGAUGACAUAACGCUCUUGCGCAUGCGCAGCUGUCUUGGCAAGUUCUCGUUGUGAAGGACGGGUACCAAAAGGAGGCACCGUUUCAAAUGAAGUGAAUCGGUGCUCGGUCGGUACUGUGGAAUUCGGUCGGUACCUUAAAAAGUACCGAAUUCGGUACCCAUCCCUAGAGGUGGGGAGCGGAGCGGCUGAAUGCUCUACUCCCCAUAGUGACAAGGCGAGCGGCGGGGAGCCGAUAGUUGAGGAGCAGAAGAGGAACGAAGAGUGUGGACAGGAGUGAUGAUGUGAAUGAGAUCGGAUAUGUAGGAUGGAGCCAGGUUAUGAAGAGUAAUCAGCUAAAAGCUGUAAAGCAGGCAGAGAGCCUUCCUAGUGCACCUACCCGUGCAACUAAACUGUUAAGUGCGGUUUGUGGUUAGUAGAGGGCUAGAGAGUGCUGUACCUUCUAUAAGUUGUUAAAAGUUUCUUACUCAAGAAUCACUGAAAGUCGCUUAGAAAGGAAUAGCUUAAAGUAUUAAAAACUCGUUAGAGUUGCUUUAAACUUCUUUCUUGAGUAUUGCUCUUAUACGAUGGCACCAUCUAGUGGCUGACAAGCAUAUCACACACCGUUAUUUCAAGAUGGCGACUUCACGUUUCUGUUUAUAAAUGUGCUUCUGUAGCUGACAAACAGAGCUAAAACGUGUUGUUUUACGAGUAUUAUUCUCAUGGCAUGUUGUGUUCUCAUAUAUUUAUAUUUCAGAGACUUACUUGUCCGUGAAAAGUUCAUCAACUCUGCAUCAGCUGAGCUUUCCACCAUCCACCAUUCGCUGGCUGCAGAUCCUUUGCUGGUGAACUGCUGUGACGAGGAUGGUUACACCCCACUGCACCGUGCAGCAUACAGCGGCCAUGUUGAAGUAGUUUGCAUGUUAAUCUCCAGUGGCUCCCAGGUCGACCCUCGUACCAUCGACGGCUGGACACCACUUCACAGCGCGUGCCGAUGGAGCCACGUCACGGUGGCGAGUAGCCUCCUGCGACACGGUGCUGAACUUAAUGCCCAGACCAAUGGAGGGCUUACGCCACUGCACCUGGCUGCUUCCUACACAAGCACCUCAAAAACGGACUCCGCACACAUUUUAGAGCUACUCCUCUCAAAACGAAAGCUGAUUGCUGGACUCCGUAGCAGCAGCGGAGAGUCGGCUGCUGAUGUGGCCCGGCGUAGCGGCCCACACUACUUUCUGUUUGAGAUGAUAGAGGAUUGCAUCAGUGUGCUGCCGUCUGCUGGGACAUUUUAGACUUUUUUCAGUUUAGCUCCAUUACUUGAUAAAAACUAGGGAUGUAAGAAAAUAUCGACAUAGCAAUAUAUUGCGAUAGUUUUUCCUGCAAUAUAUCGAUAUUCAAAAGCUGAGUGUCAAAUUUUUGGAAGAAGCUUGAUGUGAUUCAGUAAUCUUUGGAUUAAUCAAGAAAAGAAUCAGCAAAUGUGUUGUUUUAGUGAUGGUUUAAAGGUCAUGCAAGUAAAAAUGACUUGAGACUCGGGAAUUGUGUCGGAAGUUUGUUGGUGAAACAAAUCAUGCUGCCAUACAAUUCUAACAUUCCUGAACAAAGAUGGGUACCUUGCUGGUCUGGUGAGUGGAUAAUAAACGAUUAGAAACA
Messenger RNA from Nothobranchius furzeri (turquoise killifish), 3922 nucleotides. RefSeq names its product ankyrin repeat domain 49 (gene ankrd49). NCBI's taxonomy places the organism in Eukaryota, Metazoa, Chordata, Actinopteri, Cyprinodontiformes, Nothobranchiidae. The record is from RefSeq and is a predicted model, not a curated record. Gene Ontology annotation, biological process: positive regulation of DNA-templated transcription. Gene Ontology annotation, molecular function: protein binding.